Molecule: messenger RNA, 549 nt
Organism: Drosophila bipectinata
Lineage: Eukaryota; Metazoa; Arthropoda; Insecta; Diptera; Drosophilidae
Product: ras-related protein rab7-like
Molecular function (GO): GTPase activity; GTP binding
Source: RefSeq, a predicted model, not a curated record
AUGAAUAGUUUAAAAAAGUAUCCUUUGAAAGUGAUUGUAAUAGGUGAGUCGGGUGCCGGAAAAACAUCGCUUGUAAGGCAGUACGUGGAGCAACGCUUCAGCAUAAGAGAAAAGAACACAAUCGGAGUCAACCUUAGUACAAAACGGGUGCGGUUCGACGAUCGCGAGGUCACACUCCAGAUCUGGGACACUGCGGGUCAGGAACGCUUUUCAUGUCUCAGUAGCUACUUCUACCGCGGGGUCGACUGCUGUGUACUCGUUUUCGAUAUUACGGAUUUUGCCUCCUUCAUAGCACUAGACAGGUGGCGCGACGAGUUUCUUAUACAAGCCAAUCUUAGCGAUCCUGCGAAUUUCCCCUUUAUGGUUCUGGGAAACAAGGUAGAUCUUGGCAACAGCCAUGUGUCUCAUAGUUUUGUGAAUGAAUGGUGCCAACGGAAUAAUAAUAUGACCUACUUUGAAACGUCUGCUAAGGAAGGCACGAACUUGGAUUUGGCAUUUAAGACUUUAUCUCUGAAGGCUCUAAACCUCGAACCAGAAGUGGUACCUUAG